AUGUUAGAAAGACCAAUAAUAAAAACUGAAUUACCUGGUCCUAAAGCAAAACAAAUAAUUGACGAAGAUACAAAAUAUGUAACGCCAUCGUUUAUUCGUUAUCCAUACAAACUUGCUAUUGAAAAAGCUUACGGUGUUUGGAUUGAAGAUACUGAUGGUAAUGUAUUUAUGGAUUGUAAUUCAGGCUUUGCUGUUUGUUCAACUGGUCAUUGUCAUCCUGAAAUUGUUGAAGCAAUUACAAAACAAGCUCAAACAUUGAUUCAUAUGUGUGGAACAACUUAUUAUUAUCAUCAUAUGCCCGAUUUAGCCAAGAAACUAGAUGAAUUAGUUCCAAUCAAAGCACCAACACGAACCUAUUUUGCUACAUCGGGUGCUGAAGCAGUCGAAGCAGCAUUAAAACUUGCUAUGUAUUAUACAAAACGACAAAGAUUUAUUUCAUUUGUAGGUUCAUUCCAUGGACGAAGUCUUGCUACACUUUCAUUAACAGCAUCGAAAAAAAUUCAUCAAGUUGGUUAUAUGCGUCGUUUAUUAGAUGUUGUUCAUGUACCUUAUCCAAAAAAGCUUCAUUCACCAUUCGGAAAUCUAACCGAUGAUGAAAGUGUAUCUCAAGCAACAAUAAAUUGGAUUGAAAAUUUUAUUUUUAAAACAACAACACCACCAGAAGAUAUUGCUGCAAUUGUUGUUGAACCUAUACAAGGUGAAGGUGGCUAUUUUCCAUCACCAGCUAGUUUUUUGCCAGAACUUCGACGUAUAUGUAACGAAAAUGGUAUACUUUUAAUUGUUGAUGAAGUUCAUAGUGGAAUGGGACGAACAGGAAAAAUGUUUGCUACUGAAUAUUAUAAUGUUGAACCGGAUAUUAUCUGUUUAUCGAAAGGUAUUGGUUCAGGUUUACCAAUUGGUGUUUGUGUUGCUCGUGCAGAUAUUAUGAAUUGGCCACGAGGAUCACAUGCAUCAACAUUUAGUGGAAAUCCAGUUUGUAUUGCAUCGGCAUUAAAGACUAUUGAAUUAUUAGAAAAUGGUUUAGUAGAAAAUGCACGGAUUAUUGGAAAUUAUUUAAAAGAUGAAUUAGUUAAAUUGCUCGAUAAAUAUGAAUGUAUUGGAGAUGUUCGAGGUCUUGGUUUAAUGAUUGGAGUAGAAAUUGUUGAAUCAAAACAAACAAUGAAACAUGCACCUGAAAAACGUGAUAAAAUCGAACUUGAAUGUUAUAAACGAGGUUUACUUAUAUUUGGUGGUGGUGGCAUCAGUGUUAUUCGAUUUGCACCACCAUUAAUAUUUACAAAAGAAAAUGUUAAUGUUGCUGUGGAAAUUUUUGAUGAAGCGGUAAAGGCUGCGAUAUCUAAUUAG
Molecule: messenger RNA, 1344 nt
Organism: Rotaria sordida
Lineage: Eukaryota; Metazoa; Rotifera; Eurotatoria; Philodinida; Philodinidae
Source: the annotation of a GenBank genome assembly